GCCGCACAAAGGCCGGGCCGCUUCACCGCACGCAGAGAUCCGUCCGCGGCCUCCCCUUCCCGGCUCGGGCCGCCACCGCCUUCCGGUCCGGGGCCCCGCGCCCCCGCCGCGUCCCCCUCGGGACGCAGGACACAGCGGGGUGGCCCGCUUUCCAGGUGGGCAGCGUCGCGCAGCGCCCCCGCGGACGGACUACUUCGCGUCCCCCGAAGAGGGACUACUUCCGCCCACCCCCGCGGAGGCGGCGCGCGCAGGAGGCGCGCACGGCAUGGCGGCGGCGGCGCGCGCCUGAGGUGAGGGGACGCCGGCCAGCUCAGGCCUCGGCGCGGCCUGCACGCCCCGCUCGCUCUCUCCCGCUCCCGCCCCCGCGCCCUGCCAUGGCGGAGCCGUCGCCCGCCCGACGCCCGGUGCCCCUCAUCGAGUCGGAGCUGUACUUCCUCAUCGCCCGGUAUCUAUCGGCCGGCCCGUGCCGCAGAGCCGCCCAGGUGCUGGUGCAGGAGCUGGAGCAGUACCAGCUGUUGCCGAAGAGGCUGGACUGGGAGGGCAACGAGCACAGCAGGAGCUACGAGGAAUUGGUCUUGUCUAAUAAGCAUGUGGCUCCUGAUCAUCUGUUGCAAAUCUGCCAGCGCAUCGGUCCUAUACUGGAUAAAGAAAUUCCACCCAGUAUUUCAAGAGUCACUUCUUUACUUGGUGCAGGAAGACAGUCUUUGCUACGUACUGCAAAAGACUGCAGGCACACAGUGUGGAAGGGCUCUGCCUUUGCUGCUCUUCACAGAGGAAGACCUCCUGAAAUGCCUGUGAAUUAUGGUUUCCCACCAAAUCUCGUGGAGAUACAUCGAGGAAAGCAACUCACAGGGUGUUCCACUUUUAGCACAGCAUUUCCAGGAGCUAUGUAUCAGCACAUAAAAAUGCACAGGAGGAUUCUUGGACAUCUGUCUGCCGUUUACUGUGUAGCCUUUGAUAGGACAGGACAUAGAAUCUUCACAGGUUCAGAUGAUUGUUUGGUAAAGAUUUGGUCAACACAUAAUGGCCGCCUAUUAUCGACACUAAGAGGUCAUUCUGCAGAAAUUUCCGAUAUGGCAGUGAACUAUGAGAACACAUUGAUUGCUGCGGGGAGCUGUGAUAAAAUCAUUCGAGUAUGGUGCUUGAGAACUUGUGCCCCAGUUGCUGUGCUCCAAGGACACACAGGAUCGAUUACAUCUCUGCAGUUUAGCCCCAUGGCCAAAGGUUCUCAGAGAUACAUGGUUUCCACUGGUGCUGAUGGGACAGUUUGCUUUUGGCAAUGGGAUUUACAGUCUCUGAAAUUCAGUCCACGCCCCCUGAAGUUCACUGAAAAGCCCAGGCCAGGUGUUCAAAUGCUUUGUUCUUCUUUUAGUGUUGGUGGUAUGUUUUUAGCUACAGGAAGUACUGAUCAUGUAAUCAGAAUGUAUUUUUUGGGUUUUGAAGCACCCGAAAAAAUUGCAGAACUUGAAAGCCACACAGAUAAAGUAGAUAGUAUCCAAUUUUGUAACAACGGUGACCGGUUCCUAAGUGGUAGCAGAGAUGGAACAGCACGAAUUUGGAGGUUUGAACAGUUAGAAUGGAGAAGCAUUUUAUUGGAUAUGGCUACCAGAAUCUCAGGAGACUUGUCUUCUGAAGAGGAAAGGUUUAUGAAACCCAAAGUAACAAUGAUAGCUUGGAAUCAGAAUGAUAGCAUUGUUGUCACAGCUGUGAAUGAUCAUGUCCUCAAAGUGUGGAAUUCUUACACUGGACACCUGCUUCAUAAUUUACUGGGACAUGCUGAUGAAGUAUUUGUUUUGGAGACACAUCCUUUUGAUUCCAGAAUCAUGUUAUCUGCUGGACAUGAUGGCAGCAUAUUUAUAUGGGAUAUUACAAAAGGCACCAAGUUGAAACACUAUUUUAAUACGAUUGAAGGGCAAGGACAUGGAGCUGUGUUUGACUGCAAGUUUUCACAGGAUGGACAACAUUUUGCCUGUACAGAUUCUCAUGGGCAUCUUCUGAUAUUUGGUUUUGGAUGCAGCAAACCAUAUGAAAAGAUUCCCGAUCAGAUGUUCUUCCAUACUGACUACCGACCGCUGAUUAGAGAUUCUAAUAAUUAUGUCUUAGAUGAGCAAACUCAGCAGGCUCCUCAUCUUAUGCCUCCACCAUUUUUGGUGGAUGUUGAUGGAAAUCCUCAUCCAACUAAGUACCAGAGAUUGGUACCCGGUCGGGAAAACUCUGCCGAUGAGCACUUGGUUCCACAGCUUGGCUAUGUGGCCACAAGUGAUGGAGAGGUAAUUGAACAAGUCAUAAGCCUCCAAACCAAUGACAGUGGGGAGGGAAGCCCGGAGCCCAGCAUCCUGGAUGGAAUGAUAAGGCAGUUGCAGCAGCAGCAGGAUCAGAGGAUGGGAGCAGAUCAGGAGCCUGUUCCUGGUGGACUUCUGAAUGGGGAAGAAACGCCUCGGAGAGGCUUUAGAAGAGUAAGUUUAGACAUCCAGUCCCCUCCAAAUAUUGGUUUGCGUCGUAGUGGACAAGUUGAAGGUGUCCGCCAGAUGCACCAAAAUGCUCCGAGGAGUCAGAUGGCGACAGAACGGGACCUGCAGGCUUGGAAACGAAGAGUGGUUGUACCAGAGGUACCACUAGGCAUAUUUAGGAGGUUAGAAGACUUUCGAAUAGAGAAAGGUGAAGAGGAAAGAAAUCUGUAUAUAAUAGGAAGAAAAAGGAAGACUCUUCAGCUCUCACAAAAGGCGGAUUCGGUGGUUUUGGUGUCACAGUCCAGGCAGAGGACGUGCAGACGGAAGUACCCAGCUUACGGUAGGAGCAGCACUGGCCGCCGGGAGUUAUCUUCCGGAAACGAGUCUUCAUGCUCUGCAAGACAUGAGACCUCCUGUGACCAAAGUGAAGGUUCUUGUUCUUCAGAAGAAGAUGAAUGGAAGAGUGAUAGAAAAAGUGAAAGUUACAGUGAAAGUUCAAGUGACUCCUCAUCUCGAUACUCUGAUUGGACAGCUGAUGCAGGCAUCAAUUUGCAGCCUCCUUUGAGAACAUCAUGUCGUCGACGAAUUACCCGAUUUUGUAGUAGUUCAGAGGAUGAAAUGUCGACUGAGAAUUUAUCUCCUCCAAAAAGACGGAGGAGAAAGAAAGAGAGUAAGCCUAAACAAGAGACUUUGCAGAGGAUGAGUCCAGCAGAGCUUGAACAUAUGGAACAUUUAUAUGAAUUUCAUCCUCCAGUGUGGAUAACAGACACCACACUUCGAAAGUCCCCCUUUGUUCCUCAAAUGGGUGAUGAGGUCAUCUAUUUUCGACAAGGCCAUGAAGCUUAUAUUGAAGCUGUCAAAAGAAAUAACAUUUAUGAACUGAACCCUAACAAGGAGCCAUGGAGAAAAAUGGAUCUUAGGGAUCAAGAAUUGGUCAAAAUAGUUGGAAUACGGUACGAAGUUGGGCCCCCUACACUCUGUUGCCUUAAACUAGCGUUUAUAGAUCCUGCGACUGGAAGACUAAUGGAUAAAUCUUUCUCUAUUAGAUACCACGAUAUGCCGGAUGUUAUUGAUUUUCUUGUAUUGCGUCAGUUUUAUGAUGAAGCAAGACAGAGAAAUUGGCAGUCUUGUGACAGAUUCCGAUCUAUUAUUGAUGACGCUUGGUGGUUUGGAACAGUGUUAAGUCAAGAGCCCUAUCAACCACAGUAUCCUGAUAGUCAUUUCCAGUGUUACAUUGUUAGGUGGGACAAUACUGAAAUUGAAAAACUUAGCCCAUGGGACAUGGAACCAAUUCCUGAAAAUGUUGAUCCACCUGAAGAAGUUGGAGCAAGUAUUUCUGUUACAUCAGAUGAGCUAGAGAAAUUGCUCUACAAACCACAAGAUGGUGAAUGGGGUCAGAAAUCAAGAGAUGAGGAAUGUGAACGGAUUAUCAGCGGUAUAGAUCAGCUGUUGAAUCUUGAUAUAGCAGCAGCUUUUUCAGGCCCAGUUGAUUUGUGUACGUAUCCCAAGUACUGUACUGUAGUAGCUUAUCCAACUGAUCUUUACACAAUUCGAAUGAGACUCGUUAAUCGAUUUUACAGGAGAUUGUCUGCAUUAAUUUGGGAAGUCAGAUACAUAGAACAUAACGCCAGAACAUUUAAUGAACCUGAAAGUGUAAUCGCAAGAUCAGCUAAAAAGAUAACUGACCAACUUUUAAAAUUUAUUAAGAAUCAAGAGUGCACAAAUAUCUCGGAACUGUCUAACACAUCUGAAAAUGAAGAACAAAAUGCUGAGGAUCUGGAUGACAGUGAUAUUCCUAAAACAUCCUCUGGAAGGAGGAGAGCCCAUGGCUGGAAAAAAAAGAACAACAGUAGAGCUGCCAGGUACCUUGAAAGCAGCUGGAAGAGACAAUGUAAGGAGCUGGUGAGCCUGAUUUUCCAGUGUGAGGAUUCUGAGCCAUUUAGACAGCCUGUGGAUCUGGUGGAGUACCCAGACUACCGAGAUAUUAUAGAUACACCAAUGGAUUUUGGAACAGUGAGGGAAACUCUAGAAGCAGGAAAUUAUGACAGCCCUUUGGAAUUUUGCAAAGACAUCCGAUUGAUAUUUAGCAAUGCCAGAGCAUAUACACCGAACAAAAGAUCAAAGAUUUACAGUAUGACCUUGAGAUUGUCUGCUUUAUUUGAAGAGAAAAUGAAGAAAAUUUCUUCUGAUUUUAAAAUUGGUCAAAAAUUCAAUGAAAAACUUCGACGAAGCCAGAGAUUCAAGCAAAGACAAAAUUGUAAUGGUGUUGUUCAGGCCAACAAAAGUAUGAGAAAUAUCAAGCAGAAACGGUUAAAAUCUCAGCCAAAAUUAAUUCCUGAGGUGGAAGAUUCGCCUACUCAGUCAACCUCAAGUAGGGCAGCUCACUCUGCCACAUGCAAGACAAGUGCUGGUGUGUCUUCAGGUGUUACAUCUGGGGACUCUUCAGAUUCAGUAGGAUCGCUGGAGAGGACGAGAAGAAAUAGACCUGUAACUCUGCGAAAUGAUUCUCUGCUAUCUGAAAGUGAAAUGGAAGAUUCCUUAGCUACCUCUUCAUCCUCUUCCUCUUUCAAUAGUUCAGAGGAAAGCAAAGAGAGUUCGAGAGCACGAGAGUCCUCGCGUGGCGGGCUGUCCAGAAGCGGCAGCCGCAGGGUAACCAGGACUCGAGCUGCUCAGAGGAGAGCUGGUCCUCUUGCCUUAGAAAAUGGAUGUGGCAGAAAAGCCACUCGAAAAAGAAUCUAUUUAAGUGAUUCUGAUAACAAUUCACUGGAGACCAGUAAAAUUCUAAAAGCCAGAGCUGGUAAUAACCGAAAAGUCCUACGAAAGUGUGCUGCUGUGGCUGCCAAUAAGAUAAAAUUAAUGAGUGAUGUAGAAGAAAAUUCUAGCUCUGAAAGUGUGUGCUCUGGUCGGAAGCUGCCUCACCGCAAUGCUUCCGCUGUAGCUAGAAAGAAGUUACUACACAAUUCUGAAGAUGAUCAGAGCCUAAAGUCAGAUAUGGAAGAAGAAGAGCUAAAGGGUCAGACUCCACUGGUGCCAGCGUCUGGUUCUCAUGUUCCCCAGAAUACGGGCAGUGAACCUGAAGAUGGAGAUUCUGAAUCAGAAAGUGAUUUGCGAGUAGCCCGGAAAAAUUGGCAUGCUAAUGGUUGUAAGUCGCAUACUCCCGCAAGUUCCAAAACCAAAUUUCCUAAGAUAGAGUCUUCUGAGGAAGAUUCUAAGAGUCCUGAAUCAGAUAAUGGGCACAGCAGAACUGCUGGUCCUUCACCUUCGGAGAGGAAAGCUAAGCCAGAGAGCAUCUCAGAGGAAGCAGACUCUGAACCAGGAAACAAGGCAUUUUGCAAGAAUGCAAAUUUCUUUAAGAAAACAAAGAUCUUAAGUGAUUCCGAAGACUCAGAAUCCGAAGAGCAAGACAGAGACGAGGACAUGCGUCACAAAAUGGAAACGAGCCCAGUUACAGGAAACUUGAAAUGUGAGCCUGUUGCUGGGUCUCAGUGCGUCUCAGAUUAUGUAUCCGAAACUGAUUUAGAUUCAGGUGAUGACAAAACAAAAGAAAAACCAAACAAUUUUAUGAAAGAUUCUACAUCACAAGACAGUGCUCAGAGCAGAAAAGUUUCCAGGAAAAGGGUCUGCUCCAGUGACUCAGAGAGCAACGUGAAAGCAACCAAGAAACCACCACAGGCCACAGCAGGUCGCCUAAGGCUUACUCAGAGCAGUGCAGCUGCAGCUGCCAGUAAAACGAAGCUCAUUAGCACUGCCGAAAAUGUCAGCUUAGAAAAUGUGUGCACUAGGAGGAGAGGUGGACGGAAAAAAGUGCUCCAGGUUGCUGGUCCCACAGCUAGGAAGCCAGCGAGUGGUGGUGAGGAAGAUGUGAACGGGGCAGCGCCAGAUGAGCAGUGUGCCUGCCCAGGUACGCCGCCUGCCCCUGCCUCUACAGGCAGUGCGGAGCAUGCCAGCCAGCCUUUAAAGGGAGACUCGGACUUGGAAGGCACUUGGAAUCCAGACCAUGUGAACAGGCUUCCCAGCAGUAACACAGAUGCACCUUCUAAAACGGAGAAUUCCCCCAGUGGGUCUUCAGAAGAAGAGUCGCAAAGCCGUGCUCCAGGGAGGGAGAUGGGUAGAAAACUUUCUUCUGAGUCAGCUUCGGCACAAAAAGCUACUGCAGAGAACACCUUUGAAGAGGAGCUGAAUUAUGGGCUCCGCAGGUGGAAUGGCAGAAGACUCAGGACGUAUGGAAAGGCUCCUUUCAGCAAGUCCAAAGUGCUUGCUGAUUCACAGGCACCAGUGGAGAUGGAGAUAAAAAGGAAGAGACUGCGUCCUGAAUUAGAAAAUGUGCAGAUGUCUAGAACACCUGGGUGCUCACAGCAUGCACCCAGCACCAGUCCCAAGCCGUCAGAUUUGGGAUCUGUAACUGAGUCAGAUGUUGACUGUGCCAAUAACGCAAGAGGCAAAAGGAGGCAAGCUAGAGGAAGAGCAAGAGUAGUUAGAAAAGAAUCUGUUCCUAGAGACAGAGAACUCAAAACAAAAAUGAGAACAUGUAUGCAUAAACAGAAGGAUGCAGUGCAAAUGCCUAGUGAAACUCUGAAAGCAAAAGUGGUACCUGAGAAAAUUCCCCGCAGAUGUGCUACUGUUGCUGCAAAUAAGAUAAAGAUAAUGAGUAACCUAAAACAGACGAUUUCAGGACCAGAAAAUGUCUGGAUUAGGAAGAGUAGCAGAAAACUUCCCCAUCGAAAUGCUUCUGCUGCGGCUAAGAAAAAAUUACUGAAUGUUUAUAAAGACGAUGAUGCAACCAUAAAUUCUGAAAAUGAAAAAGAGCUAGAAGAUGUUAGUAGCAAAAUGCUUUUUCUAAGGCGGUUCAGAUCCUGGAAGGAAAAAGCACAAUAGUGACUGGGAAUAUAGAGUGGUGUGGAAGCAAGCAGGGGCCUGAAGUACAGUGGCAGUUGCUUCUGCGCCUCGCCCUGAAGCGAACCCCUUGUUGGCCUCCUUGGAGGAACCUUCUAAAAGCCAUGCUGCCGUGGUCAAGGCCUCCUCUCCCAGUGAGCGCACAGCACAGGGCAUUCUGAGGAGGUGGACUGUGAGCCUGUAGUCAGGUGGAAAGAAAAGACAGGGCCUGUCCUAAGGUUGCUGUCCCUUCCAGAAAGCAAAGGCCUGGAAGAAAUGUCUUGAGUAGAGGAGGAGAAUGGGAAGUGGACAGGAUAUUCAGGAAAAACUUUAAGGACUAAAAUUUUAAAAGCUCAUCCUUGGGCCGGGGCUUUAGCUCAGUGGUUUCACCACCUACUGUGCAAGCGCAAGGACCCGAGUUCGAUCCCCGGUACCAAAAAAAAAAGCUCAUCCUGAUGCUAAUUUUAAGGGUUCUCAAUUAGAAUAUAAAAAUUUAGACCACCAUGUCAAUUUAGAAAUUGGAGGGGGAACAUAUAGGGCACAUUUCCCAAGGACGUGCCAAUGAGCCCUUUUGACUUUGGGAUGGAACAAAAACUUUUGUCCUGAAAUUCGCAUCCCCAAAGGUUGAAACCAAAAGGACCAGGGGAUUUGAUGCUGGGGAUGUUAGUUCUGAACACAGUGUUGGAAAUAGGCAGUUGGAGAAAAUCCAUUCAUGUCUUACUUUGUUUAUAACACUGAAAUUUAUACUGAAUGAUUACUUGGUAUGACUAAUUCAGGGAUUAUAUAUUUUUCUAAGAAAGCUGUGAAUGUAACAGUCAAUUCAUGUAGCAACAAAAAUUAAGAAGCAGACUUAGUUUUAAUCAGAAAAUAAAAAGUAUAGCUUAAGAUCAAAUUGGUCAUAUUUUUCGAUGGUAUAAAAUCUUAUCUUUUAUGUUUCUCUGCAGCACCUUAAAAGUUAGAAGUUAAACACUGAGCAAAUUUAUUAUAAUCUCAUGAAACUUUAAUGACAGCUUGUCUGGUCUAUUUCAUUGUGGCCUUUGCUAGGAAUAGAAAAUUUGGUCAUUGUACUACAGAAUUUAUUUGCAGUAGGGUUUGGUUUGUUAAUAGGUAUUUGUUGACAUUAAGAUUGCCAGGUUAAAUGAAUGUAUUGCCAGUACUUUUUUAACAUAGUAAGAUGCUAUUGGAAAAGUAAAUUGUUACAAGCAAGUUGUUUUCCCAGUUUAAAGAUAUGACUAUUAAUACAUGAUUUACAUGUGUAAAUAUGAAAAAGUAAAAUGUAGAAACCUAGAGGUUUCUGUUUCUUUUUCAUAAAGACUAGUGCAUAUGUUUUGUUUAUACAGAUGGACCAGGUGUUUAGAUUACUUGAAAUAUUUGGGGCUGCAUGCUUUUUAAGCCAGAAUAUUCUAAACUACAAUGUGUGUCCAUUUCUCUUCUGUAGUGUACUUUAAUUUGAAAUACAGAUCUCCCUUAUCUUGUUAGUACAGGUGAGAAAUGGAAGACACCCUCAUAAACUGCUGUUAAUUUUAGGUGCAUGGGGUUUGAUGUUGGAGCUUUAAUGAAAUGCAUAAACUAAUUUUCAGUCCCCAAUUUUUAUUUCAUAGAAAUUUCUUACUGGGUAUAUCAUCAAGAAACAUCAUAAAUAUAGAAAGUCUGAAAUAUGAAAUUUUAUGCCAAAAUUUUUGACAGUCUGAUGAAUUUAAGCUUUCAAUUUAUAAUUUACUGUGCUAGGGUUAAUUUCUGUUCAUAUCUGAGAUUGUAUGGACAGCCUUUCAUAAUGGAAUCCCUUUUCUGGUUUUGUAAUUUGAACAUAUAUUUGCCUUUUCAUUUUUGAAGUGCUUGGCCUAAUUUUUUUUGUAAUUGCAUGAAAUAAGCAUUUGUUUGAAACAAUAUUCUUGCAAAACUGUUCUCUAUGAAUUGUAUGGAGAAUUUAAAUCAUAGCCAAAUGUAUUACUACUACUCUAUAAAAAUUUCAGAUUUCCAGAAAAGGUUUCUUUAUAACGUUAUGGAGAAAUCAAAUUGAGUAUUUUUAGUGGUCAAAUGAAAGAUAAUUUAACAAAAGGACUAAAAAUGAUGCCCAAAUAGCUUCUUACUCUGUAACUCAUUCUAUUAGAGCAAUUAACCAGGAGUCUUCCUGUUGUAAAAUACCAGACUGGCAGUCUUGUAUAUCCUUUCUUGCUAACGAAUACCCAGUUUCCAAGCUCUUACUUGCUAGCGCUUUUGUCUUAAUGUGUUCAUUCCUAAAUGCUCAUUUAAAAAAAAAGAUGUGUAAAAUUGUUAAAUACUGAUUAUAUGUAAAUAACUUAUUUUUCCACAUCCUAAGACAUUUCCAGCCAUUUUGAGUUUUUGUUUAAUCUCAAGGUUCCCUGCAACCCCAAAGUAGUACUUCCCUUAUGACUACUGAAGAGUCUAAAACGCCGGCAAUGCCAUGUAUUUCAGCACAACUAAAUCUAGGAUACGGUUAUUUUCAUUGCAGUACUAGAUAGUUUCAGUUAAAUUACAGCACAUUUGUCCUCUUUCGGUUUGCUUGCUUGUAACAGUGCUCUGUGAACUUGUCUUCCAGCACAUGGCAAAAAGAACUAAUUCAAAAGCAUAAUCAUAUACUUUGCUUAUUAAUGAAAAGCUGUUUCAAACGAAAACCAAUUUGUAGUAGUUAUAAAUGGUCAGUUUUAAAAACUAUUUUUGCAUUCUCAUAAAAAUGUUUUUUAGGUCAGCUUGACAAUCAUCAGCUUUUGAAAUGUGAGUUCCUGUAUCCGAGUAAAAGUCAUUUUUACAACACCA
Messenger RNA from Heterocephalus glaber (naked mole-rat), 10100 nucleotides. It is a transcript of the gene Brwd1, whose product is annotated as bromodomain and WD repeat domain containing 1. Gene Ontology annotation, molecular function: protein binding. The record is from RefSeq and is a predicted model, not a curated record. Lineage: Eukaryota; Metazoa; Chordata; Mammalia; Rodentia; Bathyergidae. Gene Ontology annotation, cellular component: nucleus. Gene Ontology annotation, biological process: cytoskeleton organization; regulation of transcription by RNA polymerase II; regulation of cell shape.